Messenger RNA from Cataglyphis hispanica, 6963 nucleotides. Its product is annotated as nephrin-like. NCBI's taxonomy places the organism in Eukaryota, Metazoa, Arthropoda, Insecta, Hymenoptera, Formicidae. The transcript has 14 exons. Bases 916 to 3456 code for a protein of 846 amino acids. The record is from RefSeq and is a predicted model, not a curated record. Gene Ontology annotation, molecular function: protein binding.
AUAUCGCUCAUAGAAUCUUUGUUGCUCGCCGUUUGUAAAGAUCAAACACCUUAGAUCGGUGAAGAACAUUUUCCAUUUCCCUCAUCGGCCUUUUUGCUCUUUCAACAACGACGCGGUGAACGUACUGUCUCUCAAGUGGUGCCAUGGUCAUUGGGGAUUGCAGACACCAUGGUGAACAUUGUGGGUUAUCGGCGCUGGUGGCGCUUGGAUAGACCGGAAGUGCGGGAGAUUUUUCGCCGCCUCGGCGAUUACCAUUCUCGUACCGCGCUUUAAUAACGGACGAAAACGUUGGUGAAAAAGGGGUGAGAGAAAGGACAGAGAAGAAGAGAGAAAGAGAGAGAAAAGGAAGCGCGGUGCGAGCGGCGAGGAAAUUCGCGGUGCCGCGGGUGCUUUAAUUAGUGUUUAAUUAGAGACGAAAAACAGGACGCACACGGAGCUGCGGGUACCGAACACGCUUAUUGCCGGUAGACUGGCGACCGUGCUGAAAUCGGUUAUCCGACGGAUGUAACGGGGAAUGCGUCCAUCGCGUGAUUACCUAAGGCAGAUUGAAGGAAAACGUCCCUUACAUCGCGUCGCAUUUACGUAUCAUCUCUCGACGUGAUAUCAUCUGUCUCGUAAAAAACGCGUAGCGUAAGACGCGGAUCGUGAGGAAAGUGUCGAUGGGAGCCGGGUCGCUUCUUUAUGUUUCCAAUUCGCAUCAGGAAGAGAUGGAGCCGGGCGAGCUGAUAAUCGUAGCGUGAUCCGCGAGUGAUUUGAAACGAUGACUUAACGGCUCGGGACACCUCGAUACACACACGCGAAAUCUCCGUUAAAUCCGAUCGUGCUCGAAGCUACGGAGGGAAAAAGUGCGCGUAUCGCCGCGACGGGCGUAAUAUAUUUCGUGACGAGUAUUUGCGCGACGAAUAACGAGGGAACAUGUGGAGUGUAGUGUUGUUGUUUCUCGGACUAACGAAGGCUGUCUCGUACGUUGCUGGGAGCAGUACUGUCGACGAGAAAUCGGUUCCACUGGUGAACAUCAGCGUCGUGGAAGGAAGGCCCGCCGAAUUACCGUGCGACAUCACUCCUCCCGGCGAAGACACGCUGCACAUGGUUUUCUGGUUCAAAGACGAAGCCGGAGUACCGCUGUACACGAUCGACGCACGAGAUAAACCGGUGACGAAGGCGCAGCAUUCAUCGGACGCCGGCGUUUUCGGUCCACGGGCCUUUUUCCGAACCACUUUUCCAAACCCGGCGGUUCUGGUGAUCGACGAUAUAAAGCGGCACGACGCGGCGACAUACCGAUGCAGAGUGGAUUUCCGGAAGGGUCAGACGCGCAGUUUCCGAUACAAUUUGACCGUGAUCGUUCCACCGGAGCAGCCAACCAUCUUGGAUCGGUGGGGUCGCAUCUUGAACGGCACAGCUGGCCCUUACGAGGAAGGCGAUGCACCGUAUCUCACGUGUCGCGUCACGGGCGGUAAACCGCAGCCCAUGGUCAGGUGGCUCGUGAAUGGCCGAGUGAAAGACGAGGAAUACGAAAAUAAUGCCGGCGAUGUAAUCGAGAACAGAUUAACGCUGCAGCCCAUCAGCCGGUCUGAUCUCGGCUCAAACUUCACCUGCGAAGCGCGCAACACGGAUUUGGUGGACGCGAAGGAAACCUCGAUUACUUUGGAUCUCAAUUUGAAACCUCUAACUGUGACUAUAAGGAGGCCGGGCAGGAAAGAAAUCGGCAACGAGUCCCUCCUAGCGGGGAAGCGAUACGAUAUGGAGUGCGAGACUAUUGGUUCAAGGCCACCCGCGGUGAUAACCUGGUACAAGGGCCGGAGAAGACAGCUGAAGCACACGACGGAGGAAAGAUCGGAGAAUCGAACCGUCAGCACGGUGGAGUUCGAGCCGGGUGUGGAGGAUCAUGGGAAAUCUAUCACCUGCCGGGCGGAGAAUCCAAACGUGACCGGACUCUACGUCGAGAAGUCCUGGAAGAUCGACGUCGUGUAUCCGCCGAUAGUAUCGUUAAACCUCGGAUCGACCUUAAGCCCAGAAGACAUUAAAGAAGGGGAUGACGUGUACUUUGAGUGCCACAUUAGAGCCAAUCCUUCCUGGUCCAAGCUCGUCUGGAUACACGAUAAUCAAAUCCUGGCGCAUAACACGUCGGCAAGGAUCAUCUGGUCGAAUCAGAGUCUCGUCUUGCAAAGCGUGACAAGAAGCAGCGCCGGUCGUUACGUUUGCGCGGCAACGAACGACUUGAACGAAACGCGCAGUGAGCCGCUGCAUUUUCGAGUUAAAUUCGCGCCGGUGUGCAAGGAGGACCGGAUCAUAGUGGUCGGCGCGUCGAGGGGCGAGUCGCUCGACAUCGCCUGUAGGGUCGAGGCCGAUCCGCCGGCGCACAAUUUCCGGUGGAAAUUCAACAACAGCGGCGAGACCCUGGAGGUAGCACCUGCUAGGUUCUCCAUGGAGAAGUCGAGCGGCGUCAGCGUGUUGAGAUACACGCCGACCAGCGAGCUGGAUUACGGUACCCUCUCGUGCUGGGCGGACAAUCUCGUCGGUACCCAAUCCAGGCCGUGUCUAUUCCAGCUGGUAGCAGCCGGAAAACCAUUUCCGGUGCGCAACUGUACCCUGGCAAACCAGACGUACACCAGCGUGGAGGUGAAGUGCGUGCCGGGAUAUGACGGCGGUCUUCCGCAGAAAUUUGUCCUGGAGGUCUAUCACGGCGACGUCGACUUUCUCACUAGCAGCCAUCCUCUCUACAACGUCUCCAAUCCGGACGAACCGACCUUCGCCCUUGCCGGGCUGGAGGCAUCGGUGGAGGCCGGAGUCCACGUGGCGGUGUACGCUGUCAACGCCAAGGGACGGAGUCAACCUGUCACUCUCAGCGAGGUCACUUAUCGCGAUGCCGAAAAACGCACCGGUCAGGACGCCAGCAUUGUCUUAUCACCGCUGAUAGGUGUGGUGGUCGGCGCUCUGGUGACUCUGGUCCUCAUCAUCCUGGUCGUGGUGGUCAGAGUGCGUCGAGAGCGCGUGGCGAAACCGCGGCACGAGAAACCGGCGGAACUCAGCGAGUUACCGCCCCAACAAUACCCCAUGCAGAAUUCCCAGCAGACCGUAGAGACUGAUCCCGACGUGAUCCCGAACAAGUUCGAAGGUAAUCUCGUAGAGGUCAGCCCGCCGAGUUAUCCGGGCGGUUAUCCCCCGGGACACUGGGUCACACCUGGACCUACGCCAAGCAUAGACGAGCUCUGCCACAAGUUCACGGGGAGGCCGACGGAGCUGAGGUUACCGUCGAGGAGCACAAUAUCGAAUCUGCCGGGGAUGCCGGUGACGGGGGGGGUGAUGGUGGGCGCCGGUCAGGGCGUCGUCAUCGGCGGUGCCCAGGGCGUCGUCGUGGGUGGCGGUCAAGGCGUUAUCGUGGCCGGCGAAUGUCUCGACGGCGAGGCAAUCAAGCGAAGACUGAUGGCCAACAGACUACCGGAGAGCUGCGUUUAGAAGCGAGGCUCGUCCGCAGGUGACACGGUGUCGUCAUCGUCGUCGUCAUCGUCACCUUGAUAGCAAUCGAGAAGAUGUAACUAUCGCGAGACCCAGGCGAAAGAUAAACUCGAAGAACUCGAAGAACACUUGUCAACGUAUCCAAGAGCAAUUUUACAGAGAGAGAGAGAGAGAGAGGUGCUGUCGAGGAGAUGUUUAUGUUUUCUUGACAGCCGUCUAUUAGCUUUAACGUGUGUUUAUAAAUACGGCGCGAUCGACUCGGCGAAACUUGGUGGAAACGAUGAGGUUCGAGCGAUCAAUAGCAGGUCGGGGUUACGUGUCGGUUACGGAUCGUGCAUUAUGUGUCUCGCGAACGAUUGAUUCCACGCGAGCUGGUCCGAGUUCUCACAAUACAACUUCUCGCGGAAAUGACUCACGAGAUUAGAGACACCGUACGUCGAUUGUUUUCGAAACACGAUCGCGGCGAUCGUUACCUGAUUUUCCAUCCACGAGGCGAAGCGAGCGAAAGUAUGCGGAGAAGUCAACCGAAAACUUUUCAACAAACUUCCCGUUUCCCUCCUUAUCCUCCCCACUCGCCUCGUGGUGGGAAGUAUCGCGAAGUUCUAGCAUUCUGUCGUCUCCCGGUCGUUGACUUAACCGUCUUUGUUCCUCUCUUUGUUUCAAAUCAAAUGAUUUUCGACGGUGUCUUGUCGAAUGUUUCUUCGAGGGAGCUCGCUUCUCUUCGUUGUAUCAGCGUUACAGAGGAACAACCGCAAAUCGAAUGAAAAGAGAACCGAAUUUUUUGGCGAGACUCGCAAGAGAGCUAUCUCGAAAUUGAACUGGCAGAUUGAAUAAAUGCGUUUUCGGGAGAAAACUCUUUUCACUUUUUCGCAGAUAAGAUUUUUAUUGCACAAACAUUGAAACUCCACCUCUUCUAAUAUUAUAUCGUUUGUAGAAUUUUUUUUCUAACGAAUAAGUAAUUGAUUAUUUUUUUUGUUUUUUCCUUUUUUUUUCUUUUUAGUUAAUUUAUUUCGUUAUUAUAUAUUUCUCAGUUUCAGAGGCAAUUUUUUUCUCAAUAUACAUUAAUCUUUUGCCUAUUAUUAUUUCUUGCUCCUUUUCGGUAUCAUCUCCUCACGAACUUGUUAGCAUCUCUCGCGACAGCCCUAAAUAAAUCCGAAUUUCACCGGCGAGACAUUGGUCCGGAAGCAUCAGGCCGUGAAACACGAGAAAAGAUAAAAGGCUCUCUCGAACGAACCCCUUUUCCGAUGGCUCGAAUGAAGACAAAUGGAGGAACCGCGCGAAAAUAUACCGGAAGGAUAAGUGAGGAGGCGAAGGGCCGAGUACACGGAGAAGGAAUCGGACGGUGAGAAAGGCGGAAUGAGAAGGGAAGAAAGGGAAUGUGCUGCGCCCGAUAUGCUACUUCGGCCUGUGUGUAGUUUGAAAGCGUGAAAUGCAGUUUUAAGGUUGAACGAUCGGCUCCGAUAUCGCGAUAAAAAGCGUGAGAAAGAGAGAGAGAGAGGGGGGGAGGGGAGGGGAGGGGAGGGGGAGCGAGGAAAACACCGCGCGGAGAGACACCGCGGGCAUCGAAAUACAUCCCGUUUUAAAUUCCUAAUUCGAUAUUUCUGGGCACACAACUUUCGCGCGCGGCAUCGAGAAAUGGUAUCGAACUUUGCACGACGUUGCUCGCAUGCAAUAACGAUACCAUCAAAUUUCAUACAAUCUUCACCUUCCCUCCGUCCCCUUCUCCUCAAAUGCUCAUGAAUCAUCGACAAGACGCGCAGCAGCAACAUUGAAACAUCUUUAGCUCGCAUCAAUCGUACUCUGUCCACCUGUGUGUAUAACAUGCGAGUAAAUGAUUGAAUUAACAGGCGGAGAAGACGCAACUCCCUUUCUCCUUCUAUCUGGGGGAGAGGGUGAAUAUGCCGAGCCGUGUAAUGUACAAAGCGAAAUGAUUCUUAGAAAAUCAAGACCAGGCGCGUAUUGUACUCUAUUGAUAAUUGUGUUUGUGCAUGCGUGCGUGCGUGUGUGUGUACGUGUGAUAGAACAUUUGUAAAUUUUUCUACCGAUAUGAUAUGAGUUUUCUGUAUUCCCGUAAAAACAUCGGAUAUCUCUUAUGAGAUUAUCGAAUAUUCUCAAACGUUUUCAUCGAAAUACUCUCACCCCAGAUGACGUAUGUGUAUGUGUGUGUGUGCGGGCGUGUGCGCGUGUGUAAAUAUAUACCUAGAAUUAUGUGUUUAAUUAACGAAUUCUUUAUCGAAUCGUUAUUCGCGACUUCGUUUGAUUCGCGACGGGAAAAGAGAGAGAGAGAGAGAAGGAGAAACAAAAAAAGAGAAAAAUGGAGCAGCACAAGAUAUCGCGGCGUCCACGAAUUUCUAUGCACGCGUGAAGCUUCACUAUGUAAGGAUGUCUGCAAAAACUGGUCUUCCAUGUGACACUUGGCGACGAAAGUCGUGAAAACUUCUCACGCGCGAGAACGGAACUAACGAAUCGACACGAAAAGCGUACCCCUAAUGGAAUGAUGUAACGUGAACUUUGUGCUCGUGAAAAGUUCUCUCGCUUUGAAUGAUCGAUAGGCUCCGUAAUGUGUAUAAACAAGAAAAAAAACAGAAAAAAAUACGAGUGAGAAAUCGACGAGUGAAUAACGAGUGCCGUUAUCUCGCCGGGACGCGAGAAGCGACCGACAUCGAAAUCGAUAUUGUCGUAGCGCGUCUAUUUCCGAUGUGUAAAAAAAAAACGUUAAUGAUCAAGUACACACGAGAUACGAGAUUGCUCGUUAGCUCAUGUGAUCGCUGUAUAUAUUAUCACGAAAGAGUCUAUAAGUCGAUAAGUUGACGAAUGUUCAAGUUUUUCGAAAUGAUUGUCGAGCGCACCUGGUUUAAUUAUUAACGUUUACACGGAGAAGUAUCGUUGAAAUUAUUUCCGCGACGAUUGUCGCGCUCCGAUAAGCGCCGUUUUACGGAGAUUUCUUUUAAAUUCUCUGCCAUCUAUGUUUUUCAACGAUGCGCAUGUAUCUUUUACGUCCGUGAAAAUCUGUUUCGAAAAGUUUCGGGACGAAUGACGGAGAAAGAUAUAUAAUACAUUAAAACGGACCGAGAAUUAGAAAUAAGACAAAGCACUACUGCCCAUUCAUUUUGUAAAACGGGGAACGUCGAGGACAUUGACACACAUACUGUAUACACAUGUGUGUGUAUGUGUGUGAGGAAGAUCGCCAAAGUAGGUAAUCAUGAGUUCUGGGUGUCGACGUAACCCAAUUACCAAUCAAGGGCAAAAGAAAAAGAAAAGGGCAAACGUCACAAGCAAAUAAUAAUAGCGAGUAACGAUUGUACAUAAUCAGUACGUAACGACGCGACAGAAUCUAUAUGUAAAUCGAUCGGCGUCGUCGAAGGUUCACUGUAUAGGUGAUUUCAUAUCAGGUCCCUCCCUCCCUCUCCCCCACCCCCUCCCACUCCGCAUAUCGUUUAACUAAAGUCGUAUGUAUAUACAUGACACCAUGUUUUGAUCUGAAAUAAACUGUUUAAUUGUCCGAAA